Messenger RNA from Cuculus canorus (common cuckoo), 1629 nucleotides. Its product is annotated as protein ELYS-like. The record is from RefSeq and is a predicted model, not a curated record. The transcript has 8 exons. The coding region runs from base 1033 to 1608 and encodes 191 amino acids. NCBI's taxonomy places the organism in Eukaryota, Metazoa, Chordata, Aves, Cuculiformes, Cuculidae.
UUCAUUAAAUGCUAAACCAUGACCUGUCAUGCCAUCUUCUUAGGAAGGUGAUGUGUUUUGUUUUCAAAACAGUCUCCACUCUGCAUUAAAGAGAGCAAAGUCUUAUGCUUCGUGGUACUGAAGAGUACAUUGGGCUGAACCCCUUUUGGGGUGUAUGGCUAAACGGUACUGGCAAAGCCAUAAUGGUGAGAAGCCUCUGCUGGUCUCACAAGGUUUUACUGGUUUGGUGGGUGAAACAAAUUUAAUCAGACUUCUGUUAAUUUCAUGUCUUUUACCUAGUAAGCUGUUGGAUAUAGUUUUAGGGCAGUAAUCGUGAGAAUCCUUUGCCAGUCUGGCAUGGUUUUAUGUAGAUGGUGGGUGAAGACAGACUGGGAGGAGAGAGUUGCCAAACACCUGGCCCUGUUGCAUGUGUUGCAAAUGUUUUUGCAGUUCAGCUUGUCAGGUUGCUUUUUGUAAAAGUGUGUUUCAGAAUUAGAUAUUGAAAAGCCGCCUAGGGAUGGUCCUGGGCAGGUUGCCAGGUGGCCCUUCUUGAGCAGGGGUGGUUGAACCAGGUGCUGUCCAAUGAUUAGAGAAGACCUCCUCCUUCCUUGUGGUGCGGUCAUCCCGUAACCUGUCGGCUUGGAGGAAGAAGGAUCCCUGUCUACACCAUGACUUUUCAAGAGCCGGAGAAUGAUAAUAGCAAUUGUUGCUACUUGUGGGCUGUUAAGUCUACCCAAAAGCAAAGGCAAUGUUUUGAGUUUACACCUGGUGCAGUUAACAUUUGGUGAUCGAAAAAGUUUGGCAUCCAACAAAGUCGUGUAUGAGAUAAGUGGAGCACGUCUGUGAGAAGGUGAAAACUGGUUUGGAAUGCUGUAAAGAAAGGUUCAGUUUAGAUCUUGCGAGUGGAAUUCUUCCCUGGAGAAGGCAAACCAGCAAUAUUAAAUUACUGAGCUGUCAGACCAUAGAAGACUUCUAUGACAAUGUUAACAUAGAGGAUAAUACUCAUGAAGGGCCUUGUAACACUGAUACAAGGAUUUUGGCUUCUCGAUCACCAUGAUUAUGAAUAGUCUAUGUACUUAUCCGAAGAAGGCCAGUCUUCAACUUUUACAGAAAUCACUGGCCCACCUCUGCCAUCAAGAAACAAUGCAAGUAGCACCGUGGCUCCAGAUGCGAAUUAUUCAGUCGCUCGUUUGCCAAGGACAGCAUAGGCAAGCACUCAAGUACCUACAGCAUAUGAAGCCAUCAGUGUCAACCUGUAGCGAAGUGCAGCUUUGCGUCACUGUGUUGUUGUCUAAUAGGUGUGUGGUGGAGUCUUGGGCUCUUUUGCAGCAACAUACCGCAGAGUUAAACAGAGAAGAGCUCUUAGAACACAUGUGCAAAAGCUGCCAGGAGAUGGGACUAGUGGAAGAAUUCCUGAAGCUUCCUUUCACCAACACUGAACUAGAGUGCAUGAGGUCCUUUUUACGGACCAGGGCUUGUAUUCCAGCCAACGAAGUUCUUCCAGUCCGCAACCAACAGAGUGCCUGCUAUUGGCCAGCAGUCCAGCAGAAUCAACCAAUGAAGGUUAAUCUCGCCAGCUACAGAACCACCAGCCAAGAGACGGCCUCCCUCGAAUGUGGAGUUGUGUAAUACAUUUCUUAUGACACCAGC